GAAUUAUUCCCGGAUCGAUGCUCUAUGGUUCAAUGUACUUCCGGUUUACUGUGAGUAAAAUAAAACGCAGUGGUAGAUCUAUUGGUGAAUGACGAAGUAGAAGGGACGAGUAAGACCUGGACACUUCGUCGUAAUAGCAAACGAGUCCAAGUUCAAUCACAAUUAAAUGUAUAGAUAAAGGUAAAUAAUUGUCACGGUCUCUAACUGUGAACUGUGCUUGCUUGAAGUUGGAUGUGAAGUUGACUUGGACACCAUGAGCUCUAAUCUCGAAGCUCCUGAAGCAGAGGCUAGUCAGCUGGUACCAGACUUUUCACAGAAACUUGUGAUUGAUGAGACUGUCGGAGCAGAAUCCCCUCCUGCUGCCACUGGUGUCAAUUCUCCGUCCGGUGAGGAAGUACAGCAGCAUGACCCUUCAGGGCAGGAUGUUCUGCAGGACUUGCAUCAUGCUGAAUCUGGCAGUUCUCAGCCAGUGGCUCUUGGUCAAGCCAAAGACUGGUCUGAGUCUUCUGUGUCUGAUGUGCCCCAGGCUUUGAAUUAUUCUGAAACAAACAAUUCUCUCUCUGUGGCUCCAGAUCAAGCAGUGAUAUGCUCUGAAUCUUCCAUGAGUGGCAUACCUAAAGAUCUGGAUCAUGCUAUAUUAAAUAAUUCUCACCCUGUGGCUCAAGAUCAGGAGGGAAGAUGUUCUGAAUCUGAUGAUGUUCAAAUGGUGUUGGCUUCAGAGAAAGCUGCUGCUGUACAUCCUUCUGAGCAAGGAAAGAAAGAUGAGCAUGGUAAAGCUAAUUUCACAUGCCCUUGUGGAGAGAGCUUUGAGAAAUCUGUUCAGCUUGCUUCUCACAGGCGUUGGUCGUGCAAACUUAAGGUGAAUGUAGCUCAGUGCAGUUUGUGCAAAGCGUGGUUUGCCUCUGAGGGUGGUCUUGGGCGCCAUAUGAAGCAUGUUCAUGGGGGUGUUUUCUCCUGUGACAAGUGUUCUCUACGAUUUCACAACAAGAUACAGUUGACAAGACACUGGAUGGAGGCCCACUACAGUGAUGUGGAAGCGAGUCAACUGAAAUGUUAUGUGUGUCAGAGAGAAGGUUUUGGCAGUAAAUUUGAACUUCACUGCCACCUACGUGAUCACAGGAUUGAAAGGAGAGCGAAACGCAGGUCUCUGUCAGUGACAGAUGAGUCUGAAAGUUCAUUAAGAGGAGAAAGUGAAAGUAUUCGUGAAUUUGCACACCCUCUUCAUCAUCAUUGGGGUGACCCACCUCCAUAUGCUCCCCAUCCUCAUCAUCACUGGUCUCACAAGAGGCCUCACUGGAGACGCCAUCAAGCUUCUGACUCAUCUUUCCCCUAUCCUGGAAUGCAGUUUUGCCGACCAUUCUUUCACCCACCACCACCACCACCACCACCUCCUCCACCUCAUUUCCCGCCUCCUUAUUUUUACCCAUUUCAAGGAGGAGGGCCAUCUGGGAACGAUUCCACUUUAUCUGGAGAUGGACAAUCUUCAAACCUGAGAUCAUCACAAAGUAUACCGAACCCUCACACCCCAGAUGAUGUUCGUCCUCGUCAUGAUCAUGAACUCCCACCCACAUUUCACAACCAGCAUCUGUGGCACUCUCACUUUUGGAAAGCGUUUAGGCGUAGAGGCCACCACCACCAUUCCAGGGGAGAUGGAUUCAAGUGGAAGAAAUAUCUAAAGCUGCUAAAUAUGGGUGAGUCUGGUUUUGCGCCAGUCCCUCAUUGGCGCAAGGCUUUUCGUAGUGAGCAACUUGCAGCAGAUGAAAACUCCCAUUUAAUAAAAGUUCCUUGUGAGUUCUGUCACAAACCAGUCGAAGCAAACCAAAUGGGCAGACAUCACCGAAAGGAAUGCUCGGGUCUGUUGCUUCAUCGUUGCUGUGUUUGUGACCGUACAUUCAGGAAGAGGCACUUUCUCAUCAAGCACAUGCAUGAAGAAAAGCAUUACUUUCUUCCCAAGCAGCAGGCACCACUGGCUGGAAGGGGAUCACCUUCGACUCAGGCCACAGACUCUCUUUCUUUGUCUCAGCUUCAGCAGAGGCUGAGUUCCACUUUGAGUCUCAAGGACACGAAGACAGACAUUUCUUCCAAUGACUCUACCGUCAGACUUUCUGCUAUUGGUGGCUGUGCUAUAUCAGAUGAAGAAAUUAAUGUGGUUGAAAGAAUGUCAUCCCACAUGCCUUCAACACUCCAGACCAGAAAUUGUCCCACUGUAAAUAGUAGCGAAAAUGAUAAAGGCUCUCAGUUGUCCGACGUGACAGCCAAGAUUUGUAACUCUUUUAAGUGUUCUAUCUGUAAGAUUUGUUUUAAGACUAAGGAGUUUCUUUGUGAUCACUUGCAAGAACAUAUUAAGCGGGUUUUGUCUUUUCAGAAAGUUCAGGAAUGGACGCAAAAAUCCUCCAAUUAUUUCUCUGUUGGUGUACAGGAGGAUGAAGAUUAUCACGAGUCUGAUGCUUCUAGUUUUGUAAGUGGUCUGGAGUCUGAGGUCACAUCUGUUUCUGCUGCCACCAACACCACUGCAGACAGCAGUAACUUCUCCAGCCUAGAAACAUGUGCAAGUGGCCCAAAAAACUUACGACAUGAAAAGAAAAAGCAUGGUCAUCGCGCCAAAGGAGAGGUGCACAUAUGCUUUUUCUGCCGCCAAGCCUUCUCAUUCCGGAAAGAUCUGAAGGCUCACAUGAAAGAUCAGCACAAAGAGAGAGUGUUGAAGUGCCCCAUUUGCCAGAAGGAAUUUAGCUGGCAGAAGCGCGGAAAGUUCUACGAGCGCCACCUCAAUUCCCACUAUGGGAUCAAAGUUUUCAAACACAAGUGUGAGAUAUGCGACAAGACAUUCCUAGAAGGCUCCAAGCUGAAAGCCCACAUGGCGGUUCACAGCAAAGAGCCCUUGUAUAAAUGCCCCGAAUGCGGUAAAGGCUAUGGCAAUAAGUCCAGCUUGGUGCGGCAUCAGCGUAAACACACGGGUGUCCGGCCGUACAAGUGUGAUGUGUGUGAGGAGAGCUUCAUUGAGAAAAGAGAGCUUAUCCGGCACUCUGCAAGCCACACUGGAGUAGCUCCAUUCUUAUGCUCUGAGUGUGGUCAGGGCUUUACUUUAAAGACUUCACUAAUGACUCAUAUGAAGAAAAAGCAUUCCCAGCCUGCUGUAUCUGCUGCUAUGUAAAUGUAAUCCUUCAAAAUGUGAGGCAUAACCAAGCAUAUUGUGUUAUGGAAGCUGAAGGAAAUAUAGCUUGCUAUGUAUUGCGAAUGUCUUUCAUUGAUUCUUUAAUGAAUGUUCGUGUUCUCAGAUUUAACUCAUUGAGGACGCACUGUUUUUGAUCACUUAAAAAAAGAGGCAUAACUUCCUUACUCAUGCAGAUUUUAUUUCUGUUUUCUUUGCCUGAAGCUUAAAAAAGGCAGGGAACAACAUGCAUACUAUGAACUGGGCAAAUUCAUGUUUCUGAUUUUUGUGUAUGAUGGUUUGAAAUAUAUUGCACCUUUGGUAAUAGGAAAUACGUGUCCUCUACAUACUCAGAGUUCAGACAAGUUAAGUUCAUGUCCAGGGCAAGGCAUAAAGGUAAUACAUCUUUUGAAAAGUGGAUAAAUUAUCAUUGUGUGCAUUUCUGGGUAGAAAAUAAAGAUUCUGAAUUAGUUUUGCUCCACCUGAAAUUUCCCAGCAAAAAUAGUAUCAAAUAUGAUGUCUCUAUUGAAACAUUGCAGACCUCUCAGUCUCAGAUGUCAUGUUAGUUAAUUUUUAAUUUCCUUGGGCAAAACCAGGCUUUUUAUGGUACUCUGUACAACUUGCAUGACCGUCCCUUCCCAACUCUCCAUCACUAUUGUUAUCUCAGUAUUUGGCAUUACCUAUUCCUUGUGUAUGAUGAAAGAUAAUUGUGGUAGGGGGCUAUAAAAUUAUUAUGUUUGCAUCUUUAUCAGAGUGUGAUGAUUACAUUCCCAACCAAUUUUUAAUUUUUGUGUUUCUGAAAGUUGUCUGUCUUUAGUCUGAAUUUCAUGGUGUAUGUUAUUAGAACAAGAUACACAUGGUGGUCUGUUAGCUCAGUUGGUAUUAUACUUGACUUCAGAGCAGAUGGCCUUGGUUUGAAUCCCAGACUGGGCAUUCUUGAAUUUGGGUUGUUCUGUGAAGUUUUGAAGGCUCUGAACCUAGACUAUCUUAGAUCAGGCCACGUAACCCACAUGACUGGCUUCAACAUUGACGUCCGGCCGAGUAGAAGGAAAGUGAUAGUUAUUUUGAGAUUUGGAAAACACGUCUUCUUCAGAGGAAAAAAAGCAGUGACUUUACAGUUAUGUUUUUGCUCCGACUGAAGCACAAGUCUGAAAAGAAAAGCAGAUUAUUUAUUGAAGCUCAUCUUUCACUGUUGAUGUAAAAAGAGCAUCAAAGGGUUGAAGAAAUCCUAAUUCAGUGUUUUCCAUUUUCACUCACCAGCCAUGGGUAACAGUGAAUGUGUUUUAUGUGGGUCCUAUCUGCACUUUGAAUAACUACACCAAACAGGUACAAGUGAACUUGAUGACUGUAAUAAGGCCUGACCAUCUGUGUUCUUGCGAGAACUUGUUUUUUCCAUCAUGUCAAAGGAUACAGUAUCAUACAGUAAGGAUAUUGCCUAUAUUGGUUAGUGUGUUGUAGAACUGCUGGCAAGCUCUCUGUUCAUACCGGAUGUGUUCAGCAAUUUUGGACUUCAAAAAAGUCAUUUUGGGCCUAACUGUUCUUCAACAGACCUACAGUAUUUUACCUGGCUCAAAGAGCUGUCCAGAGUGUUUCCAGAAACGAGGGGAGGGGGAGGGGGGAGGGAUGCAUUGCACUCGCAUGAUUUGUAUGCAUGCAAAUCCUGCAGUUCAUAUAAAGCAUUUUAUUUUGGCAUGAUUUCCAUUUCAUCUCUAAUGUGGCAAGGAAAUUGAGAGCUACAGUAGGCCUACUUUCAAUGGGGAUGAAAUUGGAUCCACUUCCAGUCCUCAAUAUAUCAAUGGCAGUCUUUCUUUGAUUUAUAUCGCCUUGAGGAUAUGAGAACUUUGGUCACUUCUCCAGAAAAGCCUCCACUUUCAAACUUGUCCCCAACACUUUGCUAUUGGCAAACAAAGCUUUUUGUGUUGGGAAUGUUUCUUGUCCGGACUACUCGAUAUGUGGAGCAAAUUUUCUCUUGCAGAAAGGAGUGGGUGCACCGAAAGCUCAGCUGGUUUUAUGCUGGACUAAAUGUACGGAAUGGAUGGCCUUGGUUUGAAUCUCAGACUGGGUGUUCUUGAACUCAUGUUUUGUGGAGAUUUUAAGGCUCUCAACCCAUUUGGCUUAGUCCUAUCGGGAGGUAGUCCUGUCUCUUAAAAAACCUAAUAGUGUUGAUAGGGACAUUAAAUCCAUACACAACACUGAAGAAGGAAUGCCUGUCCAAUGAGGAUUUGCAUCAGAAGUGGGGAAAAGGUGUGUGUUGGCCAUAAUGGUGCUACAAUGAUCCUGGUUGCUUUGUCUGUUCUUCACUUUGUGUAUGACUGGAGAUAUGAGAGAGAAAGGUAGAAAUGCAUAAAAAUAUAUUAAAUUAAAUGACUGCAAACCUAAAUAGUUGGUCGUAAAGGCAUCCAGUGAGAAACAUCUGAAUCUGCUCUAGUACGUAGGCCCUACUUUGGGAAUUGUUUAUUCAGCUGGGCGGUAAAGAGAUCAGUGUCUGAAACUGCAGCACUGUAACCAACCGUAAGUGCAUUCAAUAAAGAUGCUCUCCAGAUUCA
Molecule: messenger RNA, 5694 nt
Organism: Aplysia californica (California sea hare)
Lineage: Eukaryota; Metazoa; Mollusca; Gastropoda; Aplysiida; Aplysiidae
Product: zinc finger protein 341
Exons: 2
Coding region: 254-3151 (965 amino acids)
Biological process (GO): regulation of transcription by RNA polymerase II
Cellular component (GO): chromosome
Molecular function (GO): chromatin insulator sequence binding
Source: RefSeq, a predicted model, not a curated record